CCAGCCUCUCUUAACCCUGCUCAGUCCAUGCUGGGGGCGCCCGGCCUGCCUAGGCUGUUACCGGGCACCUCCCACCUGACCAUUUGUUCCCUUCCUGCAGGACUGGAGCCUCUACACUGACCCCAAGGAGCUGUUUGAGGUGCUGAGCUGGCUAGAAGGAUGCGUGGCCAAGAGACAGGGCACCCAGCGUGGCUGGUUCACCUACACGGACCUGUGCGUCCUGCUGGAGCAGUCCCUCUGGCAGCAUGCCCUGGGCCAGUUCUACCAGCAGGUGGCGAAGCUAGCCUGCUUGCUGGGCGUGAUGUACUUGACUGGCAUUGCUGCCGUCUUCGCCUCUGUCGCUGUGGUGCACCAGGUCGUGUGUGUGAGGAGCGCCGGCCCCGCUGCCCUCCGGCCUCUGCUGUUCCCCAUGGAUGGUGGGCGCCCGCUGGGCUCUGGGGCACCCCUCGCCCCCUGUGUCACUCAGCUGCCAGAUCCUGGGCUGGGGCUCCCUGGCCCCCCUUCCCCCUCCUGCUCCGAUAGCAGCUCCUGUUGCCUGGUGGAGAACGAGACGGUGGAGGAGCAGCGCCGCCCUGGUGGUGGGGUGAGGGCGACGGCACUGUACCUGUGGGGCAGCGUGCUGACGGCGCUGUCCUACACGGAGGCCCCAGGCUCUGCCAUCCAGACUAGUCCCCGGCAAGAGCCCCCCCUCUGCCCAAACUGCCUGAAACUCCGCAGCGGGCGCAGCACCUGUGAGAGAUCCAACCGCACGAGCCCCAGCAGCCCCUUCACCCAGCCUGCCCCCUUUGGACUCGGCCUGGGCCCCGCUCGCCCGGCGCUCUGCUGCAGUGGCUGCUCGCCCGGCCCCAGCUGGGGCUGGCAUCCGUCCGCAGCCCUCGGCCCCCAGGACUGGCCCGACCCCCUGGCGCUGAAGCAGUGCUCCUUGGAGGCAGCCAUGGAUCUGGGCAGAAUCAAGAGCUUCAUCUUCCCCAGCUAGGGCUGCACAGUGACCCCAUGGCCCAGCUCGGCCCCUAGGGAGGCCCUGGCCUGUGGGGCUGGGAGGGCCAGGCCGCCACGUUAGUUCCAAGCCAGCGUUUGGACCCCGUGGGUCGGGCUUCUCUUUGCCAGACUCUUCAGGCUUUACUGGGCGGGGGCAGCUGUGGGCAGGGUCUGGCUGAGUGCAGGGGUGGUGGGGCUGCCUGGGGCUGGCAUGGGGGCUUGGCGGCUGUGGGGUGCAGCGGCUCUGCUGGGGGAUUAGGGUGCCCCAAAGCAGGGGUGCCAGUCUGGGGAGGGCACUGCUCACCCGUGCCCCAUUGGUGCCUCCCAGUGAAGCUGGGAUCUCGACCCCCUGCUGCAUUGGGCAGCGUGGAGGGUGGGGGGAGCAGGGCUGGCACAUGAGGCUCUGGGCCCUUGGGCUGCACGGUGGAGGGGCCGGGUGUGUGUGGUGUGGGGGGGAGGGGCGGCAGGGCACUCUGUGACGGGGCUGUAAGCUCCAGAGGGGAGUUAGGGGCCUGACUGCCUGGAGUGGAUCUGCCGGGCGUGGGGAGAAGGGGCUGGUUCUGCUGCCCAGCCUCACCCGCCGUGCCAGCUCUCGCCCCGCCCAGCACCAGCUCUUUUUACGCUGGAUUUUAAAUCCGUUUUUCACUCUUUUGUAGAUGAAAAUCUCUUCCAAUAAAGGUAGCUCUGGCUGUG
Molecule: messenger RNA, 1671 nt
Organism: Chrysemys picta bellii (western painted turtle)
Lineage: Eukaryota; Metazoa; Chordata; Testudines; Emydidae
Source: RefSeq, a predicted model, not a curated record